AUUUGACGUAUGUGUAAAAAUUAAUAAUUUGUGAACACAAAAAGGAAAACUUAAUGUAUAUAACACAAAAAGAAAACUUAAUAUAUAUUAUUAUCAUUGGCAGAAAUGUAUCAAAAUGUGACAAAUAAUUUGUGAAAAACAUAAAAAAAAAUUCUUAAAAGGAAUAGGAAUUCCUGACACAUUGCAAGUGCAAGUUACAUGUGAAAAAAUAAUUUAUAAAAAAUAUAAAAAGAAAAAUUAAUACAUAUAUCAUAUUUAAUACAUAUGAAAAAUUAAUACAUAUGUCAAUUGACAGCAAACUUGCAACGAUUUGAUACAUAUGAAAAAAUAAUUUAUAAAAAAUAUUUAAAAAAAUUAAUACAUAUAUCAUAUUUAAUACAUAUGUCAAUUGGCAGCAAUAGGGAAACCUAUUUAAGAUAUUUAAGAUAGGAAAACCUAUUUAAGAUAUUUAUGAAAAGUAAUUACAAGGGAAUGAAUGAAAGGAAUGUAGGAAAAUCUAUUUAAGAAAAGUAGUUACAAGGGAAAGGACGGAUUUUUUUGCAAAAAAGGAGGCUCGCGCAAAAUAAAAAGAGAAUAGUUUAGAAUAUUUGGACUUUCUAGCAAAGCCGUGUAGUAAUAUGUAUGAAAAGAUAAAAUAUUCCAAUCCUUAACACAAUAGGAAACCUAAAAUCAACAGGAAACCACAACCCCUAUAAAUAUUUGGGUGCACCCACAUACCAUCCCAAUUGCUUCUCAGUUCACUUCCGUUGAUCAAUCUCUGCAAUGGCUUUCACCACGAGAAAAGUUUUUCAAGUAGGCGAUGGGGUAGAAGUGUGCAGCAAGCAAGAAGGGUUUCACGGUUCGUAUUAUGAAGGAAUUGUAAUUGAAAACUUGGGGGACAAGUAUAAGGUGAAGUACAAGAACCUGGUGGAGGAGGAUGACAUGUCCACCGCUCUGGAAGAGCUCGCGGAGGUGGACGAGGUCCGGCCUGUGUGUCCUAAAGUUUGGCCUGACUUUUUUCCCAGCGAGAAGGUUGAUGCGUUCGCCAACGACGGUUGGUGGGCGGGGAUCAUUACUAGGAAGAGUGGAGACGACUGGUUUGUCUACUUUCCAAGCACUUUUGAGCAUAUAGCUUACCCUAAGAAUCAUAUCAGGCUUCAUCUGGAGAGCCGCCGCAACGGAUGGGUUUCUCGCGAUGGACGGGUCUUCUCUUGCGAGGGAAAGCCGCUGUCUUGCAAGAAGAGACUGCGCAUUGUGAUGGGAGGAUCAUCAUCGACAUCUGUUAAAGCUCGACUUGUUUAAUUACUUCAUGUGUAAACCUUUUUGGUGGUUUUUUUUUGGAUUUCUUGGUAAUUUGUGUUGUGAUUGGCGCAAUGGAAAUUGGUGGUUUAUA
This is a messenger RNA of Prunus dulcis (almond), 1372 nucleotides long. Its product is annotated as protein AGENET DOMAIN (AGD)-CONTAINING P1-like. Lineage: Eukaryota; Viridiplantae; Streptophyta; Magnoliopsida; Rosales; Rosaceae. The record is from RefSeq and is a predicted model, not a curated record. The transcript has a single exon. The coding region runs from base 763 to 1281 and encodes 172 amino acids.